AAUGAAAAACUAAAAUAUACAUUAGUUAUUCAUUAUAUAUAUGUUUUAAGUUCUUUUGUUGUUUCAAAAUUCUAGUUAUCAUGUCUAAAGAAAGCUCAACGUCACCAACAUUAAGUACGGAAAAAAGCACCUCAUUCUCCAGUACAAAAACUACUACACUUCAGGAAACAUAUGAUUUGUUAGCUAAGCAUUUAAAAGAAAAAUUGCAGAAUGGGACGGAGUCAGAUGUCUCAAACUCCUUCACCAAGUUAAAGAAAUUAUUGUUAUGUCGCAAAUUAUUUAGUUCUCAGCUAAGUAAGUAUAAGCAUAUGGUACAGAUGGCAAAUCAAAAGCACCAUAUUUUCACAAUAUACGGAAGGGGAAACCUUAUAAGGAACACUCUAUUGCGACGUGGUUGGGUAGAAAAACUGACAACGGAUCGGCACCAGAGGUUGCAGCAUCUAUCGACGGAAGAACUUUUACAACAAGCUGCAGAUGGAAAUGAAUACGAAGUUGUCUUAUUGUCUAAAAUUAUGAAGGAUGUGCCAGCAUAUUUUAUAUGGCGUCGUGUUGGACGUAUCGAAAGACGUGCGGGAGUGUAUCCCUAUCGAAAUCGAGUUCUGCGUGCUCCCAGGUUAAACUUCACAACGAAAAUUGGUUUAAUUGGCUGUACAGAGCAAGAAAUGUGGUAUCGUAAAGAGGGUGCAUCGAACUUGAGUUAUCCUCGCUUUUAUCGUUUAGGUGGUAUUUAUGCAGAACACAAAUCGUUUAUUGAUGAUUAUCGCCAAACGCAAUGUCGUAGUUUCAUGCGCUAUUUAUGGAAUAAUCUUAUGUCUGCUGAAGUUAUUCUUAACGAGAGGGAGGGAACUGUGCCUGCUAAAGUUGUACAUUUUGCAGUUGCGAAUAUUAGAAAGCAAGUGAGUAUGUAUGAAAAUUUUACGUUAGAGGACGAACCAAAAGAAGAUUCGAACAGUAUUGACUUUGAGUGGCGAAGAUUCAUUUUUAGUUCAAACAGCAUAAUUUUUGACAAAGCUAAGCUACGAAUGGCCUAUCAGGAACUCUCGGUUUAUGCAAAUGAGGCAAAACGCUGUCUGCAUAAACUUGAAUACUACAAGCCAGAUUUAAAAUGGGAUGGGUGUCGUAAUCUGUGGAUACUUAAGCCGGGAUAUCGGUGUCGUGGAAAUGGUGUUGUUGUAAAAAAAUCCUUGGACGAUAUUUUACAAUUUGCUUCUAAUCACGACACUCGUAGAUAUAUUGCACAGAAGUACAUAGAAAGACCUCAUCUAAUAUACAAAACUAAAUUUGAUCUACGAAUUUAUAUGUUGCUAAUAAUUGGCAAAGAAGCGUUGUCGGUUUGGGUGUAUAAUGAUUGCUACUUACGGUUUAGUUCACAGGUUUUUAGUAUGAGUAAUUUAAAGCGAUCAAUACACUUGACGAAUAAUUCAGUUCAAAAAAGAUUUAAAAAUGAAAAGGAACGAGAUGAGCGUUUACCUAGAAAUAACAUGUGGUCAUUGGAGCAAUUUAAAGCAUACCUCAGGUGUCACAAUAUGCCUGAUGGCAUUUGGGAGGAUAAAAUAUUUAGCGGCGUUUGUACAAAUUUAUCCGCCAUUGCGAUGGCAAGCCUGGAGGAUACUGUUUUGACACGAAACUCUUUCGAAGUCUAUGGUUGCGAUUUUAUGCUUGAUGACAACUUUAAUCCAAUACUACUAGAAAUAAAUGCAAAUCCUGACCUGUCUGCAUCAACAAAUGUAACAGCAAGUUUAUGUCCGAGAAUGAUGAGAGAUAUGAUGAAGGUUGUGGUCGAUGUACCAGAAGACUAUAAUGCAUCUACUGGAGGGUUCGAACUAAUUUCAGAAUUUAAUUUUAAAUGGAAUAACACGAAGGGAUCAAGACCAGGGUUAACAAUAGAAGGCCAAACUCUACCUUUAUGUAAGCCGUUGCCUGUUUCGUGCGUUGACGAAAUUUUGAUAAGUACUGCCGACAAAAAGCCCGAAAGAAGGCAACUUAGCCCUGUCAAGUUCUUAGUUAACAGGUCAUCAAAAGUUAAUUUAAAUGAUGAAAAGGUAUUCGUGACGAGUGGCUUUAUGGACGGAAUGAAGGAGAAUUCUAUCAAUUUUUACCCUUCAACCCAAUCAAAUUUAAACUCAAUGUCUGAGUUUAAACUCAAUGUCUAAGCUUGAACCCGAUAUCUAAGUUUAAACCCAAUGCCAAUUAGAGUAUGUCAAUAAGAGUACGAAGAAAUAUUCCUUUGUUCCAUUUAUAAUCCAGAAAUGAAUGAUUUAAGGGAUCCGAAAAGGUGGUGGUGAGUUUGAACAGUGCUCAAAUAAAAAACAAGAAACUAA
This is a messenger RNA of Teleopsis dalmanni, 2321 nucleotides long. RefSeq names its product tubulin glycylase 3B-like. Gene Ontology annotation, biological process: protein polyglycylation; cilium assembly; cilium movement. Gene Ontology annotation, cellular component: cilium. The transcript is spliced from 3 exons. NCBI's taxonomy places the organism in Eukaryota, Metazoa, Arthropoda, Insecta, Diptera, Diopsidae. The coding region runs from base 81 to 2153 and encodes 690 amino acids. Gene Ontology annotation, molecular function: protein-glycine ligase activity, initiating. The record is from RefSeq and is a predicted model, not a curated record.